UACAGUGGCCUCAGAAGAAAAGGAUUUUAGGCAGUGCAUCUUGGGUUGACGUAGCUAUGGCGGCUUGUGUCCUUUCCUUCUGUGUCCACCACCUGCCCGCAGCCUUCGCGUCGCUGCCUUGGGUCCCCAUGUUAGCCACGGCCUGGCCGCUCAGCACUGCUCUGUGCCCUGCGGGGACCAGGACAGGGCCUGGGGCUUCGCAGCCAGCCUCGGUGCUCGUGCAGGUUCCAAGUCAAGUUACACAGUUGUGCCAACAGUAUAGUGACGUUCCCCCUUUGACAUUAGAGGGACUCAAGGACUGUGUUCUUUAUGUCUUGAAACUCUAUGACAGGAUUGACCUAGAGAAGCUUUCAAGAGCUAGGAUUACAGGAGUAAAUUCUCAUUUUAUGAAAGACCUGGGUUUAGACAGUUUGGACCAAGUGGAGAUUAUCAUGGCCAUGGAAGAUGAAUUUGGGUUUGAAAUUCCUUAUGUAGAUGCGGAAAAGUUAAUGUGUCCACAAGAGAUUGUAGAUUACAUUGCAGAUAAGAAGGAUGUAUAUAAAUAACAUAUCAGACCCUCUUGCUUCACCGAGAGAAGAUUCAGGUGAUACUGGCGAGUGUCUGGACAUGAGAACGCAUUUUGGCAUUAUUGCUGACUUUAACAGAGUAAUUCUGUUGGACUUGUAUUUAAAUUGUGUUAAGUAUUUUACGCUUUGAAAAUAAAUCUAUAAAACCAAAAAAAAAAAA
This is a messenger RNA of Microcebus murinus (gray mouse lemur), 726 nucleotides long. NCBI's taxonomy places the organism in Eukaryota, Metazoa, Chordata, Mammalia, Primates, Cheirogaleidae. The record is from RefSeq and is a predicted model, not a curated record.